Messenger RNA from Lolium rigidum, 807 nucleotides. RefSeq names its product zinc finger A20 and AN1 domain-containing stress-associated protein 9. The transcript has 2 exons. The coding region runs from base 127 to 609 and encodes 160 amino acids. The record is from RefSeq and is a predicted model, not a curated record. NCBI's taxonomy places the organism in Eukaryota, Viridiplantae, Streptophyta, Magnoliopsida, Poales, Poaceae. Gene Ontology annotation, molecular function: DNA binding; zinc ion binding.
UAAUCAAUCAAUCCAUCGCCUUCCUCGACGCCAGAAAAUAAACUUCUCCCUGCCGUGGUUGGGAGAGAGAGAGAGAGAGAGAGAAAAGUCGCGUGCCGUCUCCUCGCCCACAGUCCGUCGGUAGCAAUGGCACAGGAGAGCUGGAAGGAGUCUGAGGAGACUGUCCAAACCCCCGAGGCGCCAAUAUUGUGCGUAAACAACUGUGGAUUCUUUGGCAACAGCAUGACAAACAACAUGUGCUCCAAGUGCUACAGGGAUUUCAUUAAGGUCGCCACGAUAGCCACCCCUGUAGUUCAGAAGAAAGUGUUUGCAGCGGCGUCAUCUUCCACGCUGCCGUUAGAACCAGCAAAGACGGAUGAAGCACCUGCAGCUACUGCGGCUGAUGGCCAGGCAGCGCAGGAACCUCCAAAGCCUCCCAGCAACCGAUGCCUUUCAUGCCGCAAGAAGGUCGGGUUGACCGGUUUCCAGUGCCGCUGUGGUGGAACCUUCUGCUCCAUGCACCGCUACGCCGACUCCCAUGAAUGCUCCUUCGACUACAAGAAGGCUGGUCGAGACCAGAUAGCCAAGCAGAAUCCUGUUGUGGUAGCUGAGAAGAUCAACAAGAUCUGAUUGAUGGUUACACAGGGUCCAGUUGCUUCCUUACCGGUCAUCAAGUUUACUUCAGUCAAUAGGUUCUCUUCAGGUCUGGGCUAGUGUGCUAGGGUCUCAAUUGUGUCUAUCAUCUCCUUAAUCAAUCAUGAUUUCAUUCUCUCGAUUAUGAAAUAAUUAUGUAAAUAUAUAUAUUCUAUUAUUCUUAACUGCAUUCCA